Physella acuta is the source of this 752-nucleotide messenger RNA. RefSeq names its product GATOR complex protein WDR24. Lineage: Eukaryota; Metazoa; Mollusca; Gastropoda; Physidae. The record is from RefSeq and is a predicted model, not a curated record.
UUUGCCUCGAUUCUAUUUUUAUCAGACGGAGUACCAGCCAAGAGAAGGCUACUCUGUUGUGAAACUAUUAUAAACAAACAUGGCUUCCAAACAAAAAAAGAGUGAUCCUUUAUCCAGAUAUUUUAAAGACUUAGAUGAGUGUGAUUUAAGUAGCAGCGAUGAUGACGAAUCUAAAGUAGAAUCUAUAAAAUCAACUAAUAAUAAGUCACAAAAAGUGGAUAGAUCUACAUCGAAUGUAAAUAAUUCCAACAGUAGUGCAGACACGACUUCUCCAAACAAAAGUAAAAGAAAUUCUGGAAGUGGAAAUGAACCUGAUUUGAAAUCUGAAGAAAAAAAGAAUACUAACGUGAUGAAAACUACACUUCCUUCUGCUCAUGAUUGCCUUGCAUCAAAAAAUACACCUGGUUUCUUAAAAGUGUUAGAUAGCAAAGAGUUGAAUUGGGACAAGCUAGAAAAACGCCUAGACAAUGACAAUGCUGAUCAACAAAUAACAGAUUUCAAGACGAAUGCUGUUCCACCACCUUCAUCAUAUGAACCAGUCACUGAUCCAGGUAUUAAAGUUGUUGACAAUGAAGGAAGGAAACGCAAAAAAUUAGGUGAUGACCUGGAAGAUCAAAUGACUUCAACAAAAGCGUAUAAGGUGCAUAAAGAAGAGGAUCAAGAUUCAAGUUAACAAUUGACAUUUUAAACUAUACAUAUAUUCAUCUUAAUAUAAAUUACAUUUUUAAAUAUGUGCUUUUAAACAAAAAUAA